Molecule: messenger RNA, 2547 nt
Organism: Chinchilla lanigera (long-tailed chinchilla)
Lineage: Eukaryota; Metazoa; Chordata; Mammalia; Rodentia; Chinchillidae
Gene: Galnt9
Product: polypeptide N-acetylgalactosaminyltransferase 9
Exons: 11
Coding region: 35-1849 (604 amino acids)
Cellular component (GO): Golgi apparatus
Source: RefSeq, a predicted model, not a curated record
CCCGCGGGGAGGCGGCCCCGGCCGCGCCUUGCCCAUGGCGGUGGCCAGGAGGAUCAAAACUUUGCUGACGGUCAACAUCCUGGUGUUCGUGGGCAUUGUGCUGUUCUCCGUGUACUGCCGCCUGCAGGCCCGCUCCGAGGCGCUGGUGCAGGUCGUGCGCGCUGCCGACCGCCGGGUGCGCAACCGGCUCAGCAAGGCCGGCGCGCUGGCCGACCGCGAGGCCAUCCUACAGCGCCUGGACCACCUGGAGGAGGUGGUCUACAACCAGCUUAACGGCCUCGCCAAGCCCAUUGGCCUGGUGGAGGGUCCAGGAGGCCUGGGCCAGGGUGGCAUGGCUGCUGCCCUGCGUGACGACAGCCAGGAGGCGGAGGGCCGGUACGAGGAGUACGGCUACAACGCCCAGCUCAGCGACCGCAUCUCCCUGGACAGGACCAUCCCUGACUACCGGCCCAAGAGGUGCCGGCAGAUGGUUUACGCGGAGGACCUGCCGCAGGUCUCAGUGGUCUUCAUCUUCGUUAACGAGGCCCUGUCGGUCAUCCUGCGCUCCGUGCACAGCGUGGUCAACCACACGCCCUCGCGGCUGCUCAAGGAGGUCAUCCUGGUGGACGACAACAGUGACAAUGUGGACCUCAAGUUCAGCCUGGACCAGUACGUGCACAGGCGGUACCCGGGGCUGGUCAAGGUCGUGCGCAACAGCCGGCGGGAGGGCCUGAUCCGCGCCCGGCUGCAGGGCUGGAAGGUAGCCACCGCGCCCGUCGUCGGCUUCUUCGAUGCCCACGUGGAGUUCAACACUGGCUGGGCUGAGCCCGCCCUGGCGCGGAUCCGAGAGGACCGGCGGCGCGUGGUCCUGCCAGCCAUCGACAACAUCAAGUACAGCACGUUCGAGGUGCAGCAGUACGCCAACGCCGCGCACGGCUACAACUGGGGCCUGUGGUGCAUGUACAUCAUCCCUCCGCAGGACUGGCUGGACCGCGGGGAUGAGGCCGCGCCCAUCAGGACACCCGCCAUGAUCGGCUGCUCGUUCGUAGUGGACCGGGAGUACUUCGGGGACAUCGGCCUGCUGGACCCCGGCAUGGAGGUGUAUGGGGCUGAGAACAUCGAGCUGGGCAUGCGGGUGUGGCAGUGCGGUGGCAGCAUGGAGGUGCUGCCCUGCUCCCGCGUGGCCCACAUCGAGCGCACCAGGAAGCCCUACAACAACGACAUCGACUACUACGCCAAGCGGAACGCGCUGCGGGCCGCCGAGGUGUGGAUGGACGAGUUCAAGUCCCAUGUGUACAUGGCCUGGAACAUCCCCAUGACCAACCCGGGGGUGGACUUCGGGGACGUGUCAGAGAGGCUAGCCCUGCGCCAGAGGCUGAAGUGCCGCAGCUUCCGGUGGUACCUGGAGAACGUGUACCCUGAGAUGAGGAUCUACAACAACACCCUCACGUACGGAGAGGUGAGAAACAGCAAAGCCAGUGGCUACUGCUUGGACCAGGGAGCAGAAGACGAUGACCGGGCCAUCCUGUACCCAUGCCAUGGCCUGUCCUCCCAGCUCGUGCGGUAUAGUGCCGACGGCCUCCUGCAGCUGGGCCCCCUGGGCUCCACCGCCUUCCUGCCUGACUCCAAGUGUCUGGUGGACGAUGGCCGGGGCCGAACUCCCGCCCUGCGCAGGUGCGAAGACGUGGUGCGGCCCGCACAGCGGCUCUGGGACUUCACUCAGGGUGGCCCCAUCGUGAGCCGGGACACGGGCCGCUGCCUGGAGGUGGAGGUGUCCAAAGAUGCCACCUUUGGGCUGCGGCUGGUGGUGCAGCGGUGCUCAGGGCAGAAGUGGACCAUCCGGAACUGGGUCAGGCACGGGCGGCACUGACCCUCACCCGCCAGCCCUCACUCACGCGCGGCCCUUUGCCCCACAACCCUCAGGGCUGGGCCCUGACUCCGCGCGUGGGGGGGCUGCCAGGCUGCAGCCUUGGUCACCGUGUUGGGUGUGGACCCCAGGGGCAGGCAGCCCUGCCAGGGGCCUCCAGGGAGGGCGGUCGUGACGCCGAACGCGUGCCUUUUCCACGGUGUUCCCGACGGGCUGCGUGGACGGCGCCUUCCUGCAUGUGCCAAGCCCUGUACGCAGCCCACGGGGACAGCACCUGGCCAGCCGAGGGCGAGGGCGAGGGCAGGACAGCCCUACGACCGCACGCCGCUCUCCCACCUAAAAGGAGCAGACCCAGGCCUCGCCAGCGCCCCGGCGCCCCUGCUCAGCAGGCCCGAGGCAGAAACCAGAGUGGCACUUGCAGCCUGGCAGCAGAGAGAGGGGAGAAAGCCCCAGAAACCCAAAGCCGUGGGGUGGAGGCCACAACCAGACCACAGCCAAAACGCUGCGGAGACCUGCUCCUGCCGGGCCAGGGGUGCGGGCCGGGGCGCCUGCUGGGCCAGGAGCCCCGCCUCUGCCCCACCCUCAGCCCUGGCUCUGCUCUUGUUGCUCGCCUGACCUUGGCGGCAGGGGGUCAGUGAAGGACACCUGGCCCCUCGCCUGUUUUUUAAAUAAAGUUUUAUUGGCUCACAGCCAUACCCAUG